Molecule: messenger RNA, 3255 nt
Organism: Solea solea (common sole)
Lineage: Eukaryota; Metazoa; Chordata; Actinopteri; Pleuronectiformes; Soleidae
Product: kinesin-like protein KIF3B
Exons: 9
Coding region: 165-2543 (792 amino acids)
Biological process (GO): microtubule-based movement
Molecular function (GO): microtubule motor activity; ATP binding; microtubule binding
Source: RefSeq, a predicted model, not a curated record
CACGGGGGGGGUGAGGCAGUGUGGGCUGGGCAGGGCUGUGUUUUUCCUCCUCAUCAUCAGCAUCGUCGUCAGCCUUUUACAUGUUGUUGUGACUUCGCAUCCUUUCAGACAGAUGCUGAGGGCGGAGGAGGAGGCGCUGGGUCCCGUCGAGGAGGAGGAGGAGGAUGACGGUGAGAGUCGCUCAGACUGGCUCACAUGAGGGGCGCGCCCGUCUCUCUCUGCACCUGUACGGAGGCGCAAAACUGCGGGCGUCGCGUCGCAUCGCAUCGCAACGACAUCAUGGCUUUAUAACGCGGAGAGAGGAGAUGUCGGGGUGUGAGAACGUCCUGGCCGUGGAUGAGAAACGGGGGCAGAUCACUAUCAGGAACCCGAGGGCACCACCUGAUGAGCCCAUGAAGGUGUUCACGUUCGAUGUCGUGCACGGCUUUGAGUCCAAGCAGAGGGACAUCUAUGAAGACGCUGUGAGACCUCUGGUGGAGUCCGUGUUGCAGGGAUUCAACGGGACCAUAUUCGCCUACGGGCAAACUGGGACAGGUAAAACGCACACCAUGCAAGGCGUUUCCGGUGACCCGGAAAAGAGUGGGGUCAUACCGAAUUCUUUUCAGCACAUUUUCACACAGAUCUCCAGAACUCAGAAUCAGAAGUACCUGGUGAGGUCGUCGUACCUGGAGAUCUACCAGGAGGAGGUCCGAGACCUGCUGUGCAAAGACAACAACAAGAAGCUGGAGCUGAAGGAGAGUCCAGACUUCGGGGUGUAUGUGAAGGACUUGUCCUCAGUGGUGACCAAGAACGCCACCGAGAUUGAACACGUGAUGAACCUGGGCAACCAGUCCAGGUCUGUGGGCUUCACCAACAUGAAUGAACGCAGCUCCAGGUCCCACGCCAUAUUUGGCAUCACCGUGGAGUGCAGCGAGGUGGGACCAGACGGCGAGGACCACAUCCGCGUCGGGAAGCUGAACAUGGUUGACCUGGCGGGCAGCGAGCGCCAGAGCAAGACGGGCGCCAAAGGGAAGCGACUGAAGGAAGCGGCCAAAAUCAACCUGUCCCUGUCGGCGCUGGGGAACGUCAUCUCAGCUCUGGUGGACGGGAAGAGCAGCCACAUCCCGUACAGAGACUCCAAGCUGACCCGCCUGCUUCAGGACUCGCUGGGAGGCAACGCCAAGACUGUGAUGAUCGCAACAGUGGGGCCUUCGCACAAGAACUUUGACGAGUCCCUGGCCACGCUCAGGUACGCCAGCAGGGCCAAGAACAUAAAGAACAAACCUCGGAUCAACGAGGACCCCAAAGACGCCCUGUUAAGGGAGUUCCAGGAGGAGAUCGCCCGCUUGAAGGCGCAGCUGGAGAAGCAAGGGAUGCUCGCAAAGGAGAGGAGGAGGAGAAGGAAUAGCAGACGACUGAGUAAAAACAUGGCAGGGAUGGAGGACGAGAUCCUGAAAGAGAGGGAUUCAGAGGUUUGGAAGAGUCUUCAGGACGAAAUGGAGUUGAAACAUCUCACGAGAGAGGGCAGCGUCAGGCCCAAGAGUCUGAUCUGCCAGGGGAGCAGUGAGCGGUUAAGGCCCCUGCAUGAGCACCGAAGGAGUGUGCAGGAGCUGCAGUGGGACCAAGAAGCUCUGGAGAAGAUCAUCGAGAAAUAUCAGACCAUGGAGAGCAAACUGUUAGUGGGAGGAAAGACUAUCAUUGAUCACACUAAUGAACAGCAGAAAAUGCUGGAACUGAAGAGGCAAGAAAUUGCAGAACAGAUAAGACGGGAGAGAGAGAUCCAGCAGCAGAUGAUGCUCCAGGACGAGGAGACCUUGGAGAUGAGAGACACGUUCUCCUCCCUGCAGCAGGAGGUGGAACUGAAGACAAAGAAGCUGAAGAGGAUAUACGCUAAACUGCAGUUGGUGAGGGCGGAGAUGAGAGAUGUCAUCGAUGAGCACAUUGUGACCAGACAGGAGCUUGAGCAGACACAGAACGAGCUCACCAGAGAACUCAAGUUCAAGUAUCUGUUAAUAGAGAACUUUAUACCUCCCGAGGAAAAGAACAAGAUUAUGAACAGGCUGCACUUUGACAGUGAGGAGGAUCAGUGGAAACUCAGGCCGGUCAUUCCACCAGAGAGUGCAACCACUCGGGUUAAGAAGAGGCCUCUCUCCGCCGUGGGAUACAAGAGGCCGAUCAGCCAAUAUGCACAAAUGGCUGUUGCCACGGCAACCGGGGCCCCAUCCAGAUACCAGGCUGAGAACUUAAUGCUGUUGGAGUUAGACAUGUCUCCGCCAACCAUGUUUGCUUUGAACCUGAAUGGAGCUCAUCUGGAGAGGGCCUUCUCCCCCAGGCUGAUGCCAGAACUCCUCGUGAACGUUCCGAUCAGAGAGAGGAGCGCCGCGUCCUCACGGGUCAGGAAAUCACAUUCCUGGUAUCAGGCACCACAAGCAGCAUCUGUGCCGUCAUCAUCAUCCUCCACCAUGCUGACAUCGGCGUCUCAGAGCUUCUGUCCCUCUCACAGGCAGAGGCCGUCCUCUGCCUCCUAUCUGCCACCAGAAGGUCCAGUUCAUACGAGUCCUUAAUACGUGUCCAUAGACCUGUUAAGACCUGUACGUGUAGGAGUUCAACGCGGCACCAUGUUAUUUCCAGACUGAAAAGGGACCAUGGGGAGAGGGAGAGGUGGUGGUGCAUAUGAUAUGCCUUGGUUUUGAGUUUAUUACUCCAUAGGAAUUACUUUAGUGAGCAUGUAGUUGACGACAAACAUCCUCCAUUCAUUUCCAAAGAUUGCCUGUCGUGUGAAUGAGUGAGUUCUGACUGUUUCCUAUCUCUGGACUUAACACUGGUCUACCCAAAUAGCACAGCUAAAAGUGUGUGACAUUACACUUAAAUACUUCAAUUUAGUUUCAUUGUACUUUAGUUUAAAGGUCCAGUGUGUAACAGUAGGGAAAGGGGGUGGGAUUGAAUAUAUCAUCCCUAAAAAUGUAGAAUGUAUGACCUCUUUCAACUUUCACUUUCAAUAUCUGGCAGUUAUUCAACCGUUUAGAAUAUAAGGUACUGAGAAGCUGGCGUGUGACGCUCUGGUGAAUCAUUCCGGAAAGUCCUGUGGGCUACCGUAAUGACAAGUAUAUGGGUGCAAAGCUCUAUUUCUCUGCUUUUCGGUAUCCAUCCAUCCAUCUUCUACUGCUUUAUCCUCCACAUGGCAUGGCAGCCCUAUGUCAGCUGCCAAUCUCAGCUGUCAUAGAGUGGGGUCACAUACAUAUGGGUUAAAGGGUACGCAGAAGGGUUAAAUGUACU